Ipomoea triloba (trilobed morning glory) is the source of this 2152-nucleotide messenger RNA. RefSeq lists its product as uncharacterized. NCBI's taxonomy places the organism in Eukaryota, Viridiplantae, Streptophyta, Magnoliopsida, Solanales, Convolvulaceae. The record is from RefSeq and is a predicted model, not a curated record. Gene Ontology annotation, molecular function: RNA-DNA hybrid ribonuclease activity; nucleic acid binding. Bases 1594 to 2139 code for a protein of 181 amino acids. The transcript is spliced from 2 exons.
UCAAAGUGCUUUUGUGCCGAGUUGCUCUAUUGUUGAUAAUGUUUUGCUAGCUUAUGAGGUUGUUCACUUCUUGCAUUGUAGUGGUUCAAAUUCCCCUGAUAAAUAUGUUGCCCUCAAGCUUGAUAUGAGUAAAGCUUUUGAUAGAGUUGAAUGGGGUUUUGUUGAGUCUAUCAUGUGCCGUAUGGGUUUUCUGCUCCUUGGGUCAAAAUUAUGCACUCUUGUAUCACUACUGUUGAUUAUCAUGUUCUUUUCGAAGGGGAAGCUUGGGGUCCUGUCAUCCCUACAAGAGGUCUACGUCAGGGUGAUCCUCUAUCACCCUAUUUGUUCCUUCUUGUUAUUGAGGGCUUGAGUAGUAUGCUUCGGGUGCAGGAGGAGAGUGGUAGUUUGACGGGGUUCGUAUUGCUCGUCAUGCCCCAAGAGUUAGUCACCUCUGUUUUGCUGAUGACAUUAUCAUUUUCUUUAGAGCUACCUAUAGGGAGGCGGGUACUGUUAAUGAUGUUUUGCGUCUCUUUAGUGCUGCUACUGGUCAAAUUGUAAACUUUGAUAAAUCUGUUAUGAGCUUUGGCGCUAAUGUGGAUUGGGUAGAUAAGGACAUUCUUUGUGCUGAGAUGGGUGUUCGUCAAACUGGUUUGGGAGGAUCUUACUUGGGCUUACCUGGUUUAAUUGGGCGUAGAAAGAGGGAUGUUUUGGGCUGGAUAAAGGAUAAAAUCAAAGCUAGGAUUGGUCAUUGGGGAAAUCGUUUUAUGUCAAGGGCUGGCCGGGAAGUACUUCUAAAAACUGUGUUGCAAUCAAUUCCAAAUUAUGCAAUGCAGGUUUUUAUGUUGCCAAAGGGUCUUUGUGAGGAAUUGGAGCGUCUUAUGAACUCGCGAGGGAGGGUAGGAAGGGUAUUCGUUGGAAAGGGUGGGCUGACCUUUGUAAACCAAAAUCUAUGGGUGGUAUGGGUUUCCGGCGGUUGCACAAUAUGAAUGUAGCCCUUCUUGGGAAGCAGGGGUGGAGUUUUUUGUCUAGGCCUGAGGCUCUUGUUACACGUGUGUUUAAAGCAAAAUAUUUCCCAUCCACCUCUUUUCUAGAGGCUAAGCUAGGUAGUCGCCCUUCCUAUGUGUGGCAGUGUGUGGGAGGCUACAAAUAGUCUAAGGGAUGGGUUCCGUUGGAGACUAGGGACUGGUGAUACCAUUCUUGGUUACCUGAUGCAAUUUUUCCUUUUAUUGAAACCCCAAAUUACAAUUGUCUCCAACAUAUCACCCCCUUAUCUCUUAUGAACAUGGACCAAACCUCUUGGGAUGUAGAUAUUUUGAAUGAUGUUUUUGGUGAGCGUGAUAAAAAGUUAAUUCUUAGCCUUCCAAUCCCUCUCACUAAACGGCCCGACUGUCUCUUUUGGACUGGAGAGAUGAAUUGGUUAUAUUCUGUAAGAAGUGCAUACAGAUUUUUAAUGGGAGAGUGUUCAGUGGCUCGUUGGAGUGGUUGGACUGUUAUGUGGAAUUUUUUACUUCCUCCAAAGAUCAAAUGUUUCUUUUGGAACCUGUGUUCAUUUACAUUGCCUACCCAAGAUCUGUUGCAAACUCGUUGCGUCCCAUGUGAUGGUUUUUGUGCUUUAUGUGGCAGGGGGAGGGAGACUGCUAUCCAUGUUUUUGCAGAUUGUCCUUUUGCGACUCAGGUUUGGCUUGCGUAUGGAAUGGUUUGGGGCUGUUCGUCGAGUGUGGAUUUAUUAGCUUGGUUGAAGAUCAUAUUGGCAUGGGUUGGGUUCUUAGAGAUCAUGAUGGUUUUUUUGUAGCUGCUCAGGCUAUAACAACUCCAGGUCCCAUUCUCCCCCGGGAAGCUGAAGCUCUUGCGGUUCGUGAGGCUUUAAGUCGGCUUAAGAAUAAUCAUUUGGACAAUAUUAUUGUAGAAACAGAUGCUGUGGUUUUGGUUCGAAAUCUGCAUAAACCAAGUUUAUCACCUUUUGGGUUGCUUAUGGAUGAUAUUACUGUUUUACUUUCGGCUUUUCAGAAUGUUAAGUUGUGUCAUGUUCGUAGAGAUGCCAAUGUUGUGGCUCAUCUUCUAGUUUGCUAUGCUUUUUCUCAUUGUACAAGUGUGACUUGGGUAGAUUCCGGUCCACUUUUUAUCUCUUCUGUUGUAUUGCAUGACUUGAGUAUUAAUUGAAAGUUUUUUCUAC